AUGUUUGAUGCAAAUUAUGAUACUCUUGUGUGGGCCCUGCAAAAGAAUGGCUUCGGAAACUUACCAAUCAUAGUCGGAGAGAUUGGAUGGCCAACAGAUGGAGACCGGAAUGCUAACAUAGUUUAUGCUCAGAGGUUCAAUCAAGGUUCUAUGUCCCACAUAUUGGGUGGCAGAGGAACCCCAACCCAAUGA
Molecule: messenger RNA, 192 nt
Organism: Prunus armeniaca (apricot)
Lineage: Eukaryota; Viridiplantae; Streptophyta; Magnoliopsida; Rosales; Rosaceae
Source: the annotation of a GenBank genome assembly